Molecule: messenger RNA, 724 nt
Organism: Melanaphis sacchari
Lineage: Eukaryota; Metazoa; Arthropoda; Insecta; Hemiptera; Aphididae
Gene: ND-B22
Product: NADH dehydrogenase [ubiquinone] 1 beta subcomplex subunit 9
Exons: 3
Coding region: 161-595 (144 amino acids)
Biological process (GO): mitochondrial electron transport, NADH to ubiquinone
Source: RefSeq, a predicted model, not a curated record
UGUCGCUCUAUGAUAACGCUGAUAAAAAUGAAAAUUUUUCAGAUUUCAGAAUAGGAAUUUCAGAAUAUUCAAUAGGUAGAGAGUUAUCUACUGGUAUUUUCCCAAUUUUUUAGUUUUAUUCUUAUAUAAUAUAGUAAGAGGUAUUACAUUUUACCUUACCAUGUCUUAUAUACCGUAUGAGAUAAUUACUCAUAAAAGACAAGUAUGUUCACUUUAUAAAAAAGCAUGCAGGACCAUCGAGGAUUGGUAUCAUUACAGACCAUUGAUGCGAAUUAAUAUUAUUCGCUUAAGAAAACGUUUUGAUGACAACAAGAAUAUAAUAGAUGUACCAACUGCACAAGAAUUGUUAAAAAAAGGUCAACAUGAGCUAUGGGCUAAUCAACAUUAUUAUCCUCAUCAGUUUCCAUCUUCACCUGGCGGAACAGCCUUUGACCGAGAUUGUUUCCCUCCCGACUGGGUUUUGGAUUCUUGGCAUCCAUUAGAAAAAGCACAGUAUCCAAAGUACUUUGCUAAAAGAGAAGAACGCAAAAAAGAAUACAUAGCAUUAUGGGAAAAACGCUGGGGAAAGCCAUUCAUUCCACAUGACGAUCAUUAAAUUAAUUUUCUUUAUGUGGAUUGUAGUGGAAUAUUGAUUGUUGCUAAUUAGCGAUUGUUAUCAUAAAAUAAUAUGAUGUAUCUUGUAUGUAAAAUAAAUAAUAAAUAAACUUAGAUUUCUGAAUUAAAU